Molecule: messenger RNA, 1109 nt
Organism: Seriola dumerili (greater amberjack)
Lineage: Eukaryota; Metazoa; Chordata; Actinopteri; Carangiformes; Carangidae
Exons: 6
Coding region: 114-719 (201 amino acids)
Source: RefSeq, a predicted model, not a curated record
UUCCAGUUCUGUAUCAGCGAUAACACCCUAGACCGAAAAUACUUGCGCAAGUACAACGUCUUGUGAGGACGCAGAAGACUACGGAACAUCAGCUGUGGUGACAGAGAGUCAGAAUGAGGAACCUUUCAUCGAACUGCUGCCUGUUGGCAGCUCAGCAGUUUGGGGAGUCUUAUUUCCCAUGCCAAAACGGAAAAAGAGGUCCAGCAUACCUGUCGUGGGUGUUAGACUGUGUUUCCAAAUGUAAAGGCAAGAGAAUAUCCUUACAGAAUCCAGCAGAUGCCACACUCAUAAUAGGAGACCUGGAGGACACCAUCUACAGAGAGAGACCAGAUGAGGUGAACGGGUGGGGAAAAUUCUACCUUCCCAAGACAGUGACGAUGCAGGUUAUAGGUGUAGUGGAGGGCACCUCGUGUCCGUGUGACCAGCUUGUUCUGAUGACCUGCGAGGACAAAAAGCUGUACGCCUACGAUGGAGAGGAGCUGCAUCUGGUGGCUUCAAGCCUGCAUCAGCUGUGGACUGAGGGAAUAAAGUUUUCAGCAUCCAAGAGCUACUACCACGGGGAGGCCUUCAAACAUAUGACAAAGCAGGACUGGGCGGACGCGAGGAAGGGCCCUGUGGGGAGGAGGUUGGACGAGGAGCAUCAUAAACUGGUGUUAUCAAAAAAGUCCUCAUUCAUGGAGAAUCUCAGAAUCGCCAGACAACGAGCUGUGGUGCUAUGAUACAACUAAGGACUCAUCAUGCCUCCAAGCCAGCGACAGGCAGAUCCAGAGACAGCCAGAGCCAGAGACACAUUGUUUUUGGUCAAAGGUGUGGGUCGCGUUGAAAACAUGGUUUUGGCCUUGUGAACGCAAUAUCUCCAGAACUCUUCAAGGGAAUCCCUUGAAAUUUAGUACAAACGUUGACUUGGACUCAAUGACGAACUGAAUAGACUGUGGUGGUCAAAACCCACCAUUACUCACUAUGAUGUGUAUAGUAUGAGUUUGUAAUAUGUGUGUGUGUGUGUGUGUGUGUGUGUGUGUGUGUGCACUCAUAUUUAGUAUUCUGUGUUCAUGCCUCUGUAAAUCUGUAAUCUCUGUAAAGAAAAUAAAAAUAUAAUAACAAAAACAAUG